CCAGACUGGCGAUUGACGAUUCUGCGGUCCGCUCUCGUCCAGUAAUCUUCUCCGCUCAGCACGCCCUCUUGCCAAUCCACGAUAUAGUCCGAGACUGAGACCAGCACGAUGCGGCAGUCGUCCUCGAAGACCCGUCUUUCUUCAGGGAGCAACGGAGUCGAUGACACGACGCGAUAGGUGCUGACGAUGACGAGCGCUUCCAGUGAGGUGAAGCAGGACACAAUAUCCGGGAGCAUGCGGAUGACGGUCGUCACGCUGAAGGCGAGAUGCGUGAGGUUGGGCAGGAGCGUUUCACUCUCGACGAGGAGCGGAUGAGAGUCCGAUGUGCCGAAGUUCCGCCCGAUGUUGAACAGUUCAAGGUGGGUGAGCAAGGGGAAGGUGAUUCCUGUUGAUGGUAAUGAAGCCAAACUGGCCGAGAAGAGAUUGAGAUACGUGCCGGUGGAGAAAUCGAAUACCUCGAGACCGCAGUGCAACCGCCGCAGGGAGGGCGAGAGGUCGAACACCUCUGGCUUCGAUCCAGAGAAAAAGAGGUUCUUCACUCCAGCGCACGUCCGCAUCACAAGCUCGACCGUAUCUUGUCUCUCCCCGAUGAGCAGCACGUUCGUCACGACUAUCUCCAGAGCGCCGGGAUAGGCCUCGGAUGCGCGUUGGAUCGUGUCGAGCUCGCACGAGGGAAGUUUGUUGUCGAAUCCAUCGUUGAAUAUGAUCGUGCGAAAGAGGCAGGGUUCCAACCUUGUCACUUGAAGAUGAAUGAUCGACCACAUCGAGGGGGAAAGGGACCGACCAGGUCCUCACACGACGACAGACCGGGAGCACGUGGAGAAUUCGUUCCGGACUUGCGGAUUCGAGGGCGUAAAGCUCAAAUAUAUAUCGUUCCAACUCGGGUGGGAGUAUGGGAGUGAGAUCGCUGGCGGGCUUGAUAUUCUGGCUGAAGGGCCACUUCAUUUCUUGGGAUUCGGGAUGCGAAAGUUGUGGGGUAACGACCGGUCUGCCUGUGAUCCGAUCGGGGGAUCUUGAGCAAUUGGAUCAGGUCGGUCCGGAGAAUCCGAAUAGGCUGCCACGAUCCUCUCUCGUCAUCAGUUCUCUCACUGUCACCACUUCCUCAUUCUCCAAGAAAUUUCCCUUAUCGUGCAAUAUGUCGGCAAGAAAAUCUUUCUUCCCUCAGAACUCUGCCUCGUCUUCUGUCCCACCACCUGCGCUUUUCGUUCCUGAUCAGUCAAACCCACUACACAGCUCUAGCAACGGCUCUUUCACCGCCCCUUUUGACAUCCCCAAUCUUCUCAAGCCUCAACGAUCUCAACAACAUGCCUCACAGGGACAGCCGCCGUCUCGACGCCAAUCCAUGAAUGCUUCCAUCCGGCCAUCGACCGGCACUCCUCAUGCUCAAGGUCCCACCCACUCUCGUGUCCUCGACGCCCUCAACGCUGCGGGUCUCAUCACGCGGCCCGGAACUUCUGACCCGCAUAAACGGUCGAAAAACUUCGCGACCCACCGUCUUCAAUCUCACGGGCCCUCUGGCGCGACAGGUGGUACUCCCAAUGUGAUCGCCGCCCCAUCGCCGCGCAUGCCAGCGUCAGCUCUCUUUCGCGAACCGACGGCUUCUCCUGCUGGUGCCUUCAAGCCUUCUGCCCCCAUACCUGUGUCUCAAGCCGUGUCAAUGACGCCGACAGGCGAGCAGCCCCAAGACGAGGCGCAUAUAUUCGGCUUCAAUGCUGCGCAAGAGCACCCUGAUGCUUCGAACAAUCGUCCCCUCUCUCGCUCUCUGCACUCUGCUCACGUUCACCCCCAUCUUGAAGAGGAUAGUGACGAGCCGCCGAUGCUGCAGUCUCGAUCUCCCUUCCUGCACCAAGACCGUGUCAAUACCGGUGUCCGCGGGACAGGCCAGCAAGAUGACGACGUUUAUGAGAUUCCCGAAGCCGAGGUGCGCGCUCGGGGAUCUAACUUGAAACGCGGACGAUCCGAGGUCGAGGACGGCGAGGGAGAUGAUCACGGGAUGGGCUAUGGAGCUGGGCAAGCGAAGCGGUUCAAGGCCCAGGAGCAGCUGGAGGAUUCGGGGUACGAACGGAUGGCAUUGCCCGACCCCACUCAUCCACGACAAGAUGUCGAGCACCACCAUCAGCUUCAGCAUCACCACGAUGGCCGUCCGCAGCGUGUUCCCCCGUCGACUUAUGUUAGCUACUCCGGUCGUCCUUAUGACUCUAUCCAGCCCAUCUCGCCUUCUCACCAAGAACAGGCUUGCGGUUCAGACCCCGACUCUCAUGCGGAACGCGAGCGACCCGAAGCGUCGCCUCUGCUCAAGCUCCUGCGCGUUGAACAAGUUGAUCUCCUCUCCGCUGCUCGAGUGGAUAAGUAUAUCCAGUCGACUGAGAAGUGGAAGAAUUGCACCCGGGAGGAGUGGAUUGCAGGAGCAGAUGAGCUCAUGAGGAUGUACACCAAGAUCUUCGACUUCCUUCCUUUCGACAAUGAGGACCGCGUCCUCACUCGGGCACAGAACCGCGUCUCCAUCGAGCAUACGUUCGGCUGCGUUCGGAAUGCCCGCUUUAUCAUCGACCCCAACCUCGACAUCCCCCGCUCGCUGCGUGUGCCGUUUGGGCCUUCGUAUCGGGCAUACCUCUGGGACGAGCCGGAGCUCGACCCGAACCUCUCUGUGAAUGUCUGGGGCCAGAUAUCCGCGGACAUCGAUGUGCGGCCGCGUCUGCCUCCUCCAGCCGACGAGAUCGCUCUAGGUGGUACGGACGGGGACGGCGCGGGUACGUCCCUCGACGUAGACGCGGACGGCAAACCCCAUAGUCCGUUCAUGGCGCGCGCAGUGGCCCGGGCACGCGAGCGACGGCUUGAGAAGAGGCGCCUCGCGCGACUGGUGCACAUCGAAGCGAAGACGCGCACGGGCGAUAUUGAGCUGCACGUGCAUUCUGGCGCUGGCGGGCCCAUAUCGCUCACUGCAGCGUCCGUCAUGGGGAACAUCCGCAUCUUCCUAUCGCACCCGGUACAGGGCCAGCUCGUCGUCCGGGCGCCCAUCUUGGGCCGCCACCGCGUCACGCUGUCACCCCGCAUACAAGCAACGUGCGGCGCUCCGCUGCACGAGGCUGGGCGCACGACGCACUGGCUUGUUGGGGACACCGCGAGCAGAGUUGUACAGGACGGCGAGGGGGACCGGAUCACCGUGGAGGCUUCCCUGGGCUCGGUCUGGAUCGGGUACGUGGAUGAGACUCCGUCGGCAACGGCGGGGAGUGGAGACGGUUCGCGCACCUCGAGGUCUCAAUGCUUUUGGAUGAAGGCUUGUCUCGUGCUGCUCGCUCUUGCUUGGGUGGCCUGGUGAUUUGCGCUGUUCCAAACAUUGGAGUACUUUCUCUGAUUACUUGGACCCGGGAAUGCAUCCGUCGCAAGUCGGACUGUGCGUCAUAUGUGGCCAGGUCGUACUAAGGCCUUUGGAUCUCUGCUGCCUAGACAAAUACCCCGUAUUUUUCUAUUUGUGAUAAUUUGAAAUCGAUUCACUGCUCUAGUUAUCUAUGGCGAUGAAGAAAACCGGUGCAUGGGCUAGCUCUCUAACUUGGACUCUUCAGUGAUGUUGUAAGUAUACAU
This is a messenger RNA of Mycena citricolor, 3582 nucleotides long. Lineage: Eukaryota; Fungi; Basidiomycota; Agaricomycetes; Agaricales; Mycenaceae. The record is from the annotation of a GenBank genome assembly.